AUUAUCAUAAAAAUAACUGUUUUUAAAAAAAUACAAUAAAGUCUAUAUGAAACUAAUAAACAAGAAUAUUUCUAAGGAAUCUUCUGGCUCUGUUGUUUUAUAUCCAGAAGAACCUGAGGAUAUGUGGCAUACCUAUAAUUUAAUACAAGAAGGAGACCGUGUUAAGUCAUCUACUGUUAGACGUAUACAAAAUGAAUCACCUACAGGAUCUGUAACAUCAGAAAGAGGAAAAUACAUAUAAUAUUAGUUAUUUAUAUAUAACUUUUCUUUAGUAAAAUUAACAUUAGAAUUGACUGUAAAAAAACUAGACUUUGAUUCUCAAGUAUCUGAAGUACAUAUAAAUGGUACAGUUUCAGAAGAAAAUAAAUAUAUUAGAAUGGGAUCAUAUCAUACAUUAGAUUUAAGACUUCAUAACAAUUUUAAAUUAACAAAACAAGAAUGGGAUAGUAUAGCUUUAGAAAGAUUAAAUGAAGCAUGUGAUCCUAAUAAAACUGCAAAAGUAGGCGCAGUUGUAUUACAAGAGGGAUUAGCAAACAUUUGUUUAAUUACAGAAUAUAUGACAAUCUUAAGGCAACGGGUUGAAGUUCAGAUACCUAGGAAACGCAAAGACAAUACAUCAGAUUAUCAGAAGGGUAUAAACAAAUUUUAUGAGACAGUAAUGCAAGCAAUGUUGCGAUCAUUUGAUUUUACAAAUUUAAAAGUAGUAUUAAUAGCAUCACCAGGAUUUAUAAGUGAAACAUUAAUAAAAUAUAUAUUUGAUGAAGCAGUUAAGGCCGAUAAUAAAGAACUUUUACAAUCACGUCCUAAAUUUCUUCGAAUACAUUGUUCUAGUGGACAUAUGCAUUCAUUAAAUGAAGUUUUAAAAUCACCAAAUAUAUUAGCAAAAUUAGCUGAUACAAAAUUUGUUCAAGAAACUGCUGCAUUAGAUAGAUUUUACAAAAUAUUACAUAAUGAUCAAGAAAAAGUUUGGUAUGGUACAAAAGAAGUAUCUUGGGCUAUAGAAUGUAAAGCUGUUGAAACUCUUUUAAUUUCAGAUAUGCUUUUUAGAAGUAAUGAUGUUAAUAAAAGACAAUAUUAUGUAAAAUUAGUAGAAACUGUCAAACAAUACGGUGGAAAAGUAUUAAUAUUUUCAAGUUUACAUGAAUCUGGCAUUCAACUUAAUCAAUUAACAGGAAUCGCUGCAAUUCUAUCUUUUCCGAUAAAUAUGGACAAAAAUAUUGAUUAACUCGCUUAUUAACUUCUUUCAAUAUACCAAACAUAUUGUCCCC
Messenger RNA from Pneumocystis carinii B80, 1268 nucleotides. RefSeq names its product mRNA surveillance protein pelota. Gene Ontology annotation, cellular component: cytoplasm. The record is from RefSeq and is a predicted model, not a curated record. The transcript is spliced from 6 exons. Bases 377 to 1225 code for a protein of 282 amino acids. NCBI's taxonomy places the organism in Eukaryota, Fungi, Ascomycota, Pneumocystomycetes, Pneumocystales, Pneumocystaceae. Gene Ontology annotation, biological process: RNA surveillance; nuclear-transcribed mRNA catabolic process, no-go decay; nonfunctional rRNA decay.